ACAGCCUGUCCGCUGUGGGGUGGAAAUAAUGCACACUUUUAGCAAAGGGCGCCUCAAGCUUUCGGAAUGUGGGUUUGAAGAAGCGUCCUUUCUGCUCUUUUUCUUUCUGAGCUUACAACUCUUCUUCUCAGACUUAAAGUUCCAGCAGAGCUGGAGAGGUGUGUGUAGGGGGGCCCUGGCUACUUCAUCCCCGAAUACAAUGGGGGACAUGGGGCUCCCCAUCUAUCAUGGCCCCAUCAGCAGGCAGAGGUGCGAGGAACUCCUGGGUAGGAAGGGCAAAGACGGAUCAUAUCUCAUAAGGGACAGCGAAACCAUCCAGGGAGCUCUGUGUCUCUGCGUUUACAAACAGAAGAUCGUGUACACGUACAGGAUCCUACAAACCCAUACAGGAUAUUACACUUUACAGACCAGUACAGGGACACAGGAGCUCUAUUUUAAAACCAUGCAGGAGCUUAUUCGUCACUAUAAGAAGAAAAAUCAAGGUUUGGCCACGCGCCUGCGUCACUCAGUGAAGAGGAAAACAAUGGCGCCACAAGCCGACGAUUCCAAUGACUGCCACGACUAUGAAAAUGUGGAGUCAUCUGAUUAUGUGGUCGUGCUACCGGAUUGAAUCUACUGAACCUUUGUUAAAAAAGAGCUCCUGCAUUGACUGUGGUCCAGGUCGCCCACGACUGUUGUAUAAAGAGUUUCCCACCAGUGAAGAUGUACAGAUUAGUCUAAAUAAUAUUAACUUUAUCUCUUUUGUAAUGUAAAAUGUAAAUACGAAUGCAUAGUUUAUAUCUUAAAUUUAUUUCGCUGGACAAGGCAGGAUAAUGUGCUUAUAUGUGCUUCAUUCUGGGUACAUUUACACUGGCUGGUUAGCAGCCUGGAACAUGAACAACAGGAUAGAAAAGGUUUCACUCCAGCCCUGAUGCCUUUAGUGUUUGAUCUAUCACCUCUGAUUAGUCCUCAAGUUCAUUUAAGCUAAAUGAUGUAUGUUACAGCAAGGAAGAGCUGAGCAGUGCUGUGGGCCUCCAUAACUGGGUUUCAGGCUAGCUUUACAUGGUAACUUUACAUUGCAUGUUAUGAGCUGCCUGCAACAUAAUUGCCAUGCAACUUGGCACAAAGCAAUUAAAAACAUGGGUUGCAUGGGUUACUCCACUAGCAGCUUAUAUUUUUGAUACACUAUAUCAUUCUUGGUGUUAAAAUUUGUAGCAUUUUUUUAUUAUAUUCAAAUAUUUUCCCAGCUGCAAUUGCUGUUAUAUAUAUCAAUUAUCUAGUGUUCUUAACUGUAUAUUUGAGUUGUGUGUAUGUGUUGUGUAUAUGUUAAGACUUUAAAAUGAACAUUUAAAUAGCCAUUACAUUUAUAUAUUAGAUGACACCUUGCUCAUCCUGUCCAAGUUGAUCACGGACCUCCAUUUCUAUAAUAAUUUUCAUCCUAGUCUGAUCGCUGUACAAAAUUAGGGGGCAUCUAGAGAGGGGUCUCCUUUUCAACCGUCCAAUAAACCGUCUGUUUUUAUUUUUUCUCGUCUGUUGAUCCACUAAAAUCUGAUGUUUUAAAAUAUCUUGUUUAUUGUCAUCACGUGAUGCAUUAUCGGCAUUUUUAUUUGCUGCUUCAUGCAACUUGUUUCACGAAGUUCAGCCGCCCAGCAGGUUGCUUUACAUGGUGCAACUCAAAGGUCAUUUAGUCUCAUGUUGCUUUCAAGAAACUUACUUUGCAUGCGUGAAGUUCACAGCGUAAAGUUAACGUAGUGUGAAACAGAAGAGCAAAAGCUUUUCAGGAAUAACCAUAACAAACAGCUCCACAACUAGGAUUGGCAAUAUGAAGUUGAUUUGGUGAUAAAUUAUGCCAAGAUAAGGUUUUCUAAGUCGUUCAUGGGUAUUUCUAAGCUUUACUCUCGCUCUACACUCUCAGAAAUAAAGGUCCUGAACUGUCACUGUCUCUGAGGUGGUAACCCCAAGGGUACGUCUUCAGUACCUCAGGGAAUGUAACUGUGCAGGCUUUUUAUUUGUUUUUCUAUUUUAAAGCAUUAGGUUAGGGAAAUGUACAGACGUAUGCAAAAGUUUGAAUACCCCUGGUCAAAUGACAUGUUGAUUUUUUAUUUAAAAAUAAGUUGCACAUUCUCUACAGGGAACAAACGUAACUAUGGCAUUAAUUUAGUGUACAAUUUCAAGCUAACUGAGUUUAACAUAUUGGGAAAAAAUGAAACAUAAACUAUGAAAUGUGCCAUAACUUUUGCACAGGGCAUAUUUUAUGUUUUUUGUUUUUUUUUUUAAUUCCCAAGUAUAUUAAAUUCAGCAAUUUACCAGUGUAUUAAAAUUUGAAGAAGUAUGUUCUCUGUAGAGGAUGUGUUCAAAUCAACAUAAAUAUGGAAUUUGACAGGGGGCGGCCAAACAUGGAUGAAACUGUACAAAUACGCACCCCUGGGAAAGUGAAUGAAAAUGAAGAGCACCUUUAAACUCAUUUAAGGUACGCAAAUGGACCUUAAGGACCAUGUUGUAUCUCUGAGGAUACAUUUCUGAACACAGAUGUACCUGUACAGGACUCUUUUUUCGGACAGUGUAGCACAUGUGUGUCAGGGUCCAGUCCUCGCGAGCCAAAACACUGCAGACUUCAGCACACUGCCUCAAUAAACACACCUGAUUCAGCUCAUCAGCUAAUUAGCAAAGCCUUCAUGAGCUGAAUUCAGAGCGUUAGAUGAGGGUAAACGCUGACAAAUCUCCACAGCACUUUGGCUUGGAAGGUCCCCAGUUUGACAUGCCUGGUGUAGCAGUUACUCUGCUUGCCUAAAUUCCCCACUACACGCUUAAAAACGAUGGUUCCUCAAGGGUUCUAUUUAGGACCAUGAGUUCUAUAUAGAACCGUUUCAUGCUUAAAUGGCC
This is a messenger RNA of Colossoma macropomum (tambaqui), 2862 nucleotides long. RefSeq lists its product as uncharacterized. The coding region runs from base 29 to 610 and encodes 193 amino acids. The record is from RefSeq and is a predicted model, not a curated record. The transcript is spliced from 4 exons. NCBI's taxonomy places the organism in Eukaryota, Metazoa, Chordata, Actinopteri, Characiformes, Serrasalmidae.